CGCAUCUCUGACGUACUUCCGGGGCGUCGGAACAGGGCGGCCGCGGGAGCCGCACGCCUGGAAGAUGGUGGUUACUAGGUCUGCGCGGCCUCGGGCCGGGAACCAAGCCACGUCAGUUGAAAGCUCGCGGAAGAAGAAUUCUGUUGUCACAAGACUUCAAGUGCACCCAAAAGGCAGGAAGGGGUCUUCACCUGAUAACCCAAAUACUGCUGAAUCACAGACCACUCCAGAACGAAGUCCAACUCCUAAAACCAGGAAGAGUGGAACUACAGGCUCAUUACCAGAAAUGAACAAAUCUUCGACAGAUGGCGAGAUCUCUGAAGCAGAGUCAAAUUGUUCUUCUGUGUCUGAGGUCCAGGAUCCUAUUUUCAGAGUAACUAGGAGAAGACAGAUCUUAGUUGCAGGCACCCCAGUUUCUAGUGUAAGGAAAAGGCUGAAAAUAACUCGGGUAAGUGAGUCUCAUACUGAAGAAGAAGUGUCUGAAGCAGAAUCACAUGUUUCAGGUAUUUCUAGAAUUAUACCUGGCACAGAAAUGACAACCAGAAGAAGUAAGGCUAAAUCCCAAAGAGAGCCAAAGCAAGAAUGCCAUGUGGAAGUUAUUUCUGACGCUGAGUCAUCGUGCUCAGACGUUUCUUCAUUUAAUGGAAUUGCAACUAGGAGAACAACAAGGAGUAUGCAAAGGAAAUUACAGGCACAAACUGAGGAGAAUGAUACUAAGAUUGUACUAGAAAAUGAGAAGGAAAUCACACAUACACCUGUGAAUUUAGAGGAUUCAGUUAACAGACGAACUUCUCGUUUACUAGCAAGAUCACUUUCUCAGAUAAAUAAGCCAAAUUUCUCUAAUAAUGAAAUUUAUAAUGACCCUGAUGAUGAUUCCGUCUUUGGAAUCUCAGAAAAAAAACUAGCAGUGAAAAAAACCCGAAAUUUUACCAUAAGAGAGGAAAAGCAGGACAGUAUUUCACCUCUCAAAGAAAUAUCAAAGCAGAAUUGUAAAAGUUUAGAUGAAGAAGCCAAAAAAAUAAUAGUUGGGGGAAAAGAAGGUAAUGAGAAGAACUCUCAGUUGAAGAAUCUUUCUGAACUUCAGGACACUGGCCUUCAGCAGUUAGUUUCUCAAAGGCAUUCAACCCCUGAAAGUAACAAAACCACAUCAGAGUCCACAACUCUGAACUGUGAGGCUGUGAUGAAAUCAUUAGCUCAAACAUUUGCCGUUGUGAAAAUGGACAGAUGGAAUGGAGAGAGAAAGAAUGCCAUAAAAACAAGUGACAGUUCAGAACCUGGUGAUGAUAGUGAUAGUGAUGAAGAAGAGUGCACAGUUAUAGGUGUCAGUGAAGACAUGAGCGAAGAAAAGGAGGUAGAUUCUGAGAGUGUUACCAAACCAAGUAAACUUGAGUUCAACACAACUCAGGAUAAAGAUGAUUCUGUUUUGUUAGUUCUCAGCAGUGAUGAAAGCCAGCAGUCUGAACACAGUGAGAAUGAAGAGGACACUGUGUGUUUUGUUGAAAAUAAGGGUAACAAAGAGUCCCUAAAUGGAGACUCAGAAAGUCUGUCACGUGACAAUGCAUUGUUUGUGAUUGACACUACUCCCGGAUUGAGUGCUGAUAAAAAUUUUUACUUGGAUGAAGAAGACAAGGCAAGUGAGGUUGCCAUUGAGGAGGAGGAGGAGGAGGAGGAGGAAGAAGAAGAGGAAGAAAGUGAAGAAGAACUAUCAGACCAUGACAGAAAUAAAGAUAAUGAGUUUAGUGAUGAAGACAACUUGCUAAGUAACACAAAAUUUAAACUUCUGAAGUUGACGAGCAGCAGCAUAGAUCCUGGACUGAAUAUUAAGGAACUGGGUGGUUUGUAUAUUAAUUUCAAUGCAGACAAGCUACAGUUGAACAAGAGAACCCUAACACAGAUAAAAGAGAAAAGGAAAGAUGAGCUUCUGCAGAAAACUGUCAUUACUCCUGAAUUUGAAAAAAACUACUGUGUCCCACCAUAUAGUGAAUCAAAAUAUAAACUUCAGAAAAAACGCAGACAAGAGCGACAAAAAACAGCAGGUGAUGGAUGGUUUGGUAUGAAAGCGCCAGAACUGACAGACGAACUGAAAAAUGAUCUCAAAGCACUGAAGAUGAGAGCUAGCAUGGACCCAAAAAGGUUUUACAAGAAAAAUGAUAGAGAUGGCUUCCCUAAGUACUUCCAGAUUGGAACCAUAGUUGACAAUCCUGCUGACUUCUACCAUUCACGAGUUCCCAAGAAACAAAGGAAGAGAACUAUUGUGGAGGAACUGCUGGCUGAUUCUGAGUUCAGAAGAUACAACCGAAGGAAGUACUCAGAGAUAAUGGCUGAAAAGGCAGCAAAUGCAGCAGGAAAGAAGUUUCGAAAGAAGAAGAAGUUCCGUAAUUAAGAUUCACCAAGCAAAUCACAAAAUUGUACAUCUCCUCUUUAUUUAUUUACUAAAGAUAAUUUAAAAAUUAGCAAGACCGUCACAUAAAGUAACAUAGACUGGCACUAUUGGGGGGAUUUCUCUUUAAAAAAUUGAUUUGAGAGAGAAUCAGUCACUUGCCACAUGGAAUAAAAAUAGGUGUGUCUACAAAGAUCCACUCAUGUUUAGACCCUUUGAGGAGGGAAAAAAGGAAAAGAACCUCAAUCAAAAUAUUUAGAAAAUAUAAAGUUUGCUGACAUUCAAAAAAUUUAAAGUAGUAUUUUCAAAGAUACAUAAGCAAAACUGUAAUUAUUAUGUAGAGAUGUACAUAGGGAGGAGAUGAUGCCCUAUGUCAGUUGCACAUUCAAAUCCAGAAAACUGGUAAAGCUGUGAUACAGAGAUCUUGUUGCAAGUAUAAAAGUCACAGUUGAAAUCAAAGAAAUGUUACAAGUGUUGGAGCAUGUUUAUGUUAAUAUAUGACCAAAGAACUAAAUGAAGCUAUGAAAAGGACUUAAAAGAUAGACUACUUGGAAAGUUUGGGUUAAAGGUAGAAACAGGAAAGGUAGAAACAGGUUAAAGGUAGAAACAGGAAAGAAACAGUUUCUUUCCUUAGCAACUGAAACAGGAAGAAAGAUAGAUUUUUAUCCACAUUCAAUGUUGUAUUCCAGUGAAUAGUAUUCAAAUUCCAGUGAAUAGUAUUCAAAUAAUUUUAACUUGGCCAGGAGGUAAAGUCUCCAGUGACAGAAAUAUGCAUCCUGGCUAAGCAACUCAUGACACCCAAGGAACACUAGUCAUUUCUAUUCAUGCUUCUUGGUGGCUUAUUGCUUCCUUUAUGUCGUUAUUCACAGGACCUCUAUUUUCUACCGUACUGCUUUCUUGGGAUUUCAGUAAAUAAGAAACUUCCUAUUUUGUGUUUAUUGCUCAGGAUCACAAUCAGCCUAGUAAUAAAACUAAAUGACAUUUAUAGGCAGAGUGAGGGAAGCAUCUGUAUCUGUUCAUUUUUAUAGUAAAACUUUUAUUUCAAGAGUA
This is a messenger RNA of Dama dama (fallow deer), 3430 nucleotides long. RefSeq names its product deoxynucleotidyltransferase terminal interacting protein 2 (gene DNTTIP2). Gene Ontology annotation, cellular component: nucleolus. Lineage: Eukaryota; Metazoa; Chordata; Mammalia; Artiodactyla; Cervidae. The transcript is spliced from 7 exons. Gene Ontology annotation, molecular function: RNA binding. The record is from RefSeq and is a predicted model, not a curated record. Gene Ontology annotation, biological process: RNA processing. Bases 65 to 2383 code for a protein of 772 amino acids.